CCGGGAAGAAUGUGUGGACUUGAUCCUGGAAUUCCCUGCGCAUUCAAUGACGAACCAACAUAUCGUGUGUAUACGAUCAAUCAAAAGGGCACUCUUCAUCAUCCUCUGUGUUAUAGCAGCCAUCUUGAUCAUAAUCAUGGUUCCGCUGCUACUUUAUUGCUUGAUGUUAACUGGCAAACGCCGUAAGAGAAAUAGUGGACAAAGCACAAGAUCGGCCGGCGGCAAGAGUGGGAAAAGCGGCAAAAGUAAAAAGUCACAAAAAUCAGGAAGAUCAGCAAAAUCGGGCAAACCCCGAAAGAGGAAAGGCAAAGCAAAGAGAUCGCCAAGUAGCAGAAAGAGCAAGAGUAAGAGCACCAAAAGUUCUGGCAAAAGUGGAAAACGUGGAACAACUAGCAGCGAUCGUACCACUACAUCAAAGUCGACCUCUGGCACUAAUACGAAAGAUUCUCGCAAGAAAGGAAAAAGCGGCAAAAGUAAAAAAGGCAACAAAAGAUCAAAGGGUGCAACAACCAGUGCUGCCACCAACGACAGCUCGACUCAGCACCUCUGCAAAUUUGAUUUUGGAGUAGCGACAAGUGGCACUCAUGUCUA
This is a messenger RNA of Ostertagia ostertagi, 591 nucleotides long. NCBI's taxonomy places the organism in Eukaryota, Metazoa, Nematoda, Chromadorea, Rhabditida, Trichostrongylidae. The record is from the annotation of a GenBank genome assembly.